Messenger RNA from Chrysochloris asiatica (Cape golden mole), 1485 nucleotides. Its product is annotated as keratin, type II cuticular Hb5-like. Lineage: Eukaryota; Metazoa; Chordata; Mammalia; Afrosoricida; Chrysochloridae. The coding region runs from base 1 to 1485 and encodes 494 amino acids. Gene Ontology annotation, cellular component: keratin filament. Gene Ontology annotation, molecular function: structural constituent of skin epidermis. Gene Ontology annotation, biological process: keratinization; intermediate filament organization. The record is from RefSeq and is a predicted model, not a curated record. The transcript has 9 exons.
AUGGCCAGCCGUUCUUACCGCAUCAGCUCUAGCUGCAGUGCCCGGAAUUUCAGCUCCCGCUCUGCGGUCUUGCCCAAGCCUGGGACUCACAAUUAUGUCAGCGCCAUUGCCUAUCGUGGAGGCAGUCCUGGGGGGCCGGGUUACAGGCGUCUCAGCGGCUUUGGCAGCCGGAGCCUGUGUGCAGUGGGGUCUCCCCGGAUGGCGGUGAGCUGUGCGCGGCCCCUGAGAAGUGGGGGCAGCUUUGGCUAUCGGGCAGGAGGCCUUUGUGGGCCCAUUCCCCCCUGCAUCACCUCCGUGACAGUCAACGAGAGCCUGCUCACACCCCUCAACCUGGAGAUCGACCCCAACGCGCAGUGCGUGAAGCAUGAAGAGAAGGAACAGAUCAAGUGUCUCAACAACAAGUUUGCUGCCUUCAUUGACAAGGUGCGGUUCCUGGAACAGCAGAAUAAGCUUCUGGAGACCAAGUGGCAGUUCUACCAGAACCAGCGCUGCUGUGAGAGUAACCUGGAACCCCUGUUCAAUGGCUACAUGGAGACGCUGAAGCGAGAGGCUGAGUGUGUCGAGGCUGACAGUGGGAGGCUGUCCUCGGAGCUCAACCACGUGCAGGAGGCGCUGGAGGGCUACAAGAGGAAGUAUGAAGAAGAGGUAGCGCUCAGGGCCACGGCUGAGAAUGAGUUUGUGGUGCUGAAGAAGGAUGUGGACUGUGCCUAUCUGCGCAAGGCGGACCUGGAGGCCAAUGUGGAAGCUCUGAGGGAGGAGAUUGGCUUUCUGCAGUCCCUGUAUCAGGAGGAAAUUUGUCUCCUUCAGUCACAAAUCUCAGACACCUCAGUAGUGGUAAAGAUGGACAACAGCCGGGAGCUCAACAUGGACUCAGUGGUGGCUGAAAUUAAGGCUCAGUACGAUGACAUCGCCAGUUGCAGCAGGGCUGAAGUCGAAUCCUGGUACCAAACCAAGUGUGAAGAGAUGAAGACCACAGUGACCCAGCAGGGCGAGAGCCUCCGCAAAACUAAGGAUGAACUCAACGAGCUGAACCGUCUGAUUCAGAGGCUGACGGCUGAGGUGGAGAAUGCCAAGCAACAGCGUGCCAAACUGGAGGCUGCGGUGGCUGAGGCAGAGCAGCAGGGUGAGGCAGCGCUCAGUGAUGCCCGCUGCAAGCUGGCUGGGCUGGAGGAGGCCCUGCAGAAGGCUAAGCAGGACAUGGCCUGCCUGCUCAAGGAGUACCAGGAGGUGAUGAACUCCAAACUGGGCCUGGAUGUAGAGAUCGCCACCUACCGCAAACUGCUGGAGGGCGAGGAGAGCAGGUUGUGUGAAGGCGUGGGCUCUGUCAACAUCUGUGUGAGCCGUUCCCAUGGUGGCGUGGUUUGCGGGGACCUCAGUUCCACAGUCUCUCGUGGUCUAGGGGGCAUGACCAUCAGCAGCAGCGGCCUCUGCUCCCCCUCUGUAAUGGGGGGCUACUCCAGUGCAAGAUCUGUGCGGUUUGCAUAG